Molecule: messenger RNA, 2222 nt
Organism: Sceloporus undulatus (fence lizard)
Lineage: Eukaryota; Metazoa; Chordata; Lepidosauria; Squamata; Phrynosomatidae
Product: neuronal PAS domain-containing protein 4B-like
Exons: 10
Biological process (GO): regulation of transcription by RNA polymerase II
Molecular function (GO): DNA-binding transcription factor activity, RNA polymerase II-specific; RNA polymerase II transcription regulatory region sequence-specific DNA binding; protein dimerization activity
Source: RefSeq, a predicted model, not a curated record
AUGACCAUCCUCUGUGAGAACUGCAGCAAGCCAGUCAAGAGGAUAGAGAGCUGCAUCUUGAGAUGUCCUGCUGCUACAUCUGUGUCCAGAAGGGAGCACAGGAUCCCAAAGUCCUUCAGGUCAACUAAAGGUGCUUCGAAAGCUCGUCGGGAUCAGAUUAAUGCUGAGCUCCAGACUUUGCGCUCUCUUCUGCCCAUCUCAGAGCAAGAGAAGAAGCGGCUCUCAUAUCUUCACACCAUGGCUCUGGUCUGCUUCCACAUACGAGAGACUCAACUUUUUCCUCCCGGUUUCCAUGGCUGAGUGGGACCAGUCCCUGCUCUUGCCAAUGCUGUCACACUGCUACAUCCAGAACUGCUGCUUUCCCUCCCAGGGUUCAUCUUAGCUCUCACUGGAAAUGGCAAACUGUCCUACGUCUCUGAGAAUGUGUCCCACUUUCUCGGUUUUUCUGUGGUAGAACUCCUAGCUCAUGGAGACUCCAUCUUUGACCUCCUGAGCAGCUCAGCAAGCAAGGUCAUGCAAGAGAAGCUCUGCUUUGCUCAGGAGCAUCCAGGCACUGCAACUGAAUUCAUCACUGAAAUGUGCACUUCAAGAGCUUUCCGGAUAAAGUAUGGAAAGAACCGCUCCAUGGUCAUGCGAGGCAGAUUCUUCAUAUCUGACACACAGUUAAUUAUCUCCUCUCCUGCUUUGACUUUUGUUGCCUUCUGCACUCCUGUUGCACAUGCGUUAGAAGAUGAGGACGAUACUUCCCAGAACUCAUUCCAGAGCAAGCACACACUGGAUAUGAAGAUUGCAGAGCUUACUAAAAAUGUUGUUUAUCAUCUUGGCUAUCAGAAAGAAGAGUUGAUUGGCCAGUCUUGGUACAGUCUUCUACAUCCUGAAGAUAUUGGAAGAGCUGCAGAGAUGCACAGGGCCCUGACGCAGGGUGCUGGGAAACACAUUCAGCCGGUGAUAGUCCGCCUACUCUGCAAGGAUCUAAACUGGACUUGGGUGCAAGUGGCUGCAUCAAGAGAGAAUGGAAAGGCUGGAGAGCUCAUUACUUGUACCAGCUACAUCCUCAGGGAAGAAGAAGCCACCUAUAUCCAAAGCCAAGAUCAUCCAUAUGGAAUUGCUGUUCAAGUCACCUCAAAUCAAAAAUAUUGUUAUGGAGAAACACAGCAACAGACAAAAGUAAAUAACGUCAACUUUUUGCCCCAAGAAACAGCAAGAGCCAGGGAUGAGAUACUCAGGUUUAAUCCCUUCCAGCUUCCUGAAGCUCCUGAAGAGAAGGUGGCCACUGUUUCUUUUCAGCCUUUAUUUUCAACCAGCUUGGCUAGCAUGGUUGAUGUAGCUAACCUACACUCCUCUCAAGAAACUAGAUUUCCCUUCUUCCCUGCUGGUCUUUCUUGUACAGACCAAAGAAACAGAUGGGAUUCCUUGAGCCAUACUGCUCUCUGUUCCUUGGAUAGUUCAUUUUCUUCUGACAGCAGUUCUUCUAUAGACUUUUCUCCACUAGAAGGAAGAUCAUCCUCAGGAACAUUUUCAGUGAUGGGUACGAGCCCUGACCAAGACAAAUGGGCCAUCAGUAUAUUGGCUAAACAAAUCCAUUAUCUUGAUGAAAUCUUCUCUCAGUACACAAAGGAAAUUCCUCAGCAACCACCUGAUAUUCCUCUGUGGCCUGGACGGUCUUCUGAGGAUACUCACAUGGUAUCAUCUAGACAGAACUGGGGGACGGAUGGAGCUCUAGAUUUCCUUGAAGAAUUCUCUCUGGAUGAAGAAGUCAUCACUAGCAUCUUAAACAACCUCCUACACCAUGACAGUUUGAACCAAUCCACCUCUGAGUCAAGCCCAACAGGCAAUUUUCACAUAUCAAAUACUGAGUCAGAGCUUCCUUUACUCCCAGCUCCUCUAACAGAAGCAACUUCUUGCCUUGGCGAGUACUCCUUCAUGCAGCCUUCUUCUUCCUCUGCAUUAUCUGGUUCUCAUGUGCCUGAUUCCCAGUGGGAUGGAACAAUUAAUGCUAUGCUUGAACAAGGCAUCUGUUCAGAGGAAGCCAUGUUCUGCUGAUCCUGGACUACUAUGUCAGGAUGACCAGAUGUCAUAACCACAAAGAACAAGGCACUGCAAAAUAUAGGAUGUUCAAGACCAGUGAUGGACAUUACAAAGCAAAAGCUAAAAACCCAUGCUUCUUCAGUCAUGCUCAAAAUGAAGGAUGCGCUGGAAUUCCUCCUGGACGGAAGGCUGAA